Ooceraea biroi (clonal raider ant) is the source of this 2387-nucleotide messenger RNA. Its product is annotated as zinc finger protein 808. The record is from RefSeq and is a predicted model, not a curated record. Gene Ontology annotation, molecular function: zinc ion binding. Lineage: Eukaryota; Metazoa; Arthropoda; Insecta; Hymenoptera; Formicidae. Gene Ontology annotation, cellular component: nucleus.
CAAUGUCUUUCGGCACUCGAAAUAAAGAACGUUUCUGCUCGGUUCUACUGCCGGUCUUGCAAUUCGGUACCGCACACCAUUUCGUCAUUUCAAUAAACGUUUCGAUAACUUUUGUAGUCAAUAACCGCUUUUCAAUAAGAGUCACGAACACACGUGGGUUCUUAUCUCCGGUUUUUCAGGUUAUAUUUAUCUGCGGACAUCGAUGACAGCGACGAGUAGUGGUUAUGCUAGAAACUAAAUGUGUCUUCAAAAAGCGGCCAUACUCCCACCACUGAAAUUAGAGGUAGUUUCCAGACCUGUAUGUAAGACCGUGGUCCUGUCCCGCGAAGGCGCUUGGAAACGUCAAAACAGGAACAUAACCUCCCCCCGGCACGUCAGCGGGAGCGACGACUUUCAGCGGCUCACGAAAUAGACGAGGAAACUAUGUUCAUAGUCACAAAGGAGAUCGACAGCGAGAACAUCAGUAAAUUGUGUCGCACGUGUCUGCGGGAAGACGGCGACAGAAUGGUGUGCCUGUUCGUAGGCCCCGCUGGUUCCUCGCUCGCCGCUAAGCUGCGAUCUCUCUCGUGCUUGGAAGUCUGGCAAGGGGACGGUUUGCCCGAAAAGAUGUGCGACCGCUGCGUCACCAGAGCGGAAUCGGCUCUUUUGUACAGGGAACAGUGUCGCGCGGCGGACAAGGCCCUGAGGCAGGCGGCGUUGAAGGUAUCUGGACUGACGUCGUACACCACCGUCUCUGGCUGCAAGCUCUAUCAGAAUCAGCAGAAUCAGGGAUUCGUGCCCGUGCAAAAUUCCCACAAGACGUUGAAGUGCGUCGAGUGCGGCGCCGUGUUCACGACCUACCAAGAACUCUGUACUCACAACCGACUGCACUUACCGUUUGUCCAGGAUAACAUGCCUGUGCAGCAUAUGCACAUCGUCGAGUCGCAGAAUCCUUAUCUCAACUUCAGUCAUGUAGGAUCGAGCUUCACUAACGACAGCAUUGCGAGUACGCAGCUAUCUCCGCUGGUCAGAUCAAACAUGAUGCACAGCGUGUCGUUGAGCGAAGAGAAUUCGAGCCGAGCUGCCUGCGCCUUGCACUGCUCCUUGUGCAAUCACACCUUUACCAAUAGAAGGCAGUUAAUAAGCCAUAACAUAACGCACGGCACGGAGAGCGUCGACAUAUCGUGCGACAACGAGAACAUAGAGAUUUGCGACAACUCGAAUCACAUCCCGCAAAAUCUAAGCUACGAGCGAUCCAUCCACUCCGUCGACAAUCCAAUCCAGAAUCUGUCGUACCCAAGAUCCACCGUCGACGAAAACGACGGGAUGCAGAACAUAAAUUUCCCGGAGAACAUCGAUCUGGACGGCGUCCAGGAGAGUAGCUCGGAACGCAUGCAGGGCGUAGCGAUUCACUCCGAGAACGACGCGUCGAUCGCGGAAAAUUUGAGAUUUAUGAAGGCGCCUGAGAAGGACAGACAGCUCGUAGUCGAUUAUCACGGAUGUUCAGCUAACGAUAAUUACAAGCAAUCGUUGGAUGUAAAAGGCGCGGAGGAUGCUCACGCGAAGAAGCACCAGUGCGAAAUGUGCCCGAAACAAUUUUCGCAGAGGUCGAAAUUAUUCGCUCAUCGGCUCUCCCAUUCUGGUCAGCAACCGUUCAAGUGCCCGAGCUGCGGCAAGGCGUACGCGUCGAAGAGCAAACUCAACGCGCACGUGAGACUGCACACGAAGAUUAACGUGCAUCAGUGUAAGGUAUGUGACAAAAUAUUUUCGUACCCGUCGUACUUGGAGGAGCACGUGAAGGUUCACAAUAAAAGUGGCAGUACCCCGCAGAGCAAGGAUUACGAAUGCGGCAGCUGCAACAAGCGUUUUCGGCUUUUGAAAAAUUUAAAAGCACACGAGAAAUUCCACACCGGCAAAGGGUUGGUGCAAUGCGAGAUUUGCGACAAGCAGUUCAGUCAUAAUUACAAUUUGAAGAUGCACUUGCGAACGCACAAGACGUCGAAGGUGCACAAGUGCGAGUAUUGCGACAAGCGUUUCGUGCAGAAAGGUAAUCUGGUCGAACACUUGCGCGUCCACACGAAAGUUAAACCCUUCGCGUGUAAGUUGUGCGGCAAAAGAUUCGCGCAGUCGAGUCACCUGAAAAGCCACGAAGCCUCGCACGGGACGCUGAGGCAACAUCAGUGUCGGUUGUGCGGGAAAAGGUUCAAGCUGGCUAAUCAUUUAAAACGGCACUUGAAUCUGCACACUGGUACAAAGACGUAUAAAUGUAAUCAGUGUAAUCAGAUGUUCUCGCAAUCUUUCAGUCUGACGAGGCAUUUGAAGAAACACAACGAGUCGCAUGUAUAAACUGUAAUUUAUGUACAUACAAACGUGUAAAUAUUGCAAAUACAUGUUUUCUAAUUAGAAAA